Messenger RNA from Fulvia fulva, 3444 nucleotides. RefSeq lists its product as uncharacterized. The record is from RefSeq and is a predicted model, not a curated record. The coding region runs from base 1 to 3444 and encodes 1147 amino acids. Gene Ontology annotation, molecular function: protein binding. The transcript has 2 exons. Lineage: Eukaryota; Fungi; Ascomycota; Dothideomycetes; Mycosphaerellales; Mycosphaerellaceae.
AUGGCGGGACAAGAUGCAGCCGCUGCCAACAUGAAGCAGCAGCGCCGCAACCCGAUCCUCGCCUUUGCGCAGACAGCGACAGGCUCUGAUAGCAGACUCUCGCUGCCAGAUCCCAUAUGGCUGUCGCGUGCUGCCACGAUGCUGCACACUGUGGCGCUUCCAUUCGCAUUCUACUUCAAGCCAGUCGUGGUUUUCGUGGCGCUGUCAUGGCUUUGCCAUCGUGCUUACCAGGUCAUGAAUAAGCCUCUCGAGGAGCUCGCUGGUCUCCUCGGCUUUGAUAUUCCCUGCGAACCCGUCAUCGACCUCGCGAACAUCAAAGCAGACGGCGCAAUCGUUCAUUGGUCAUUACCGGAGAAACCCAGACACAAGACUUCCUUCAAAUUCGAAAUACACCUCAACGGGACCGUCAUUGAUACCUUUUCUGUACAUGAGACUGCGGCCACCAUCUAUGGCCUGCAGCCGGGCUGUUUCUAUGUGGUCAGAGUAUCGCUGGUAAACAAUGUCGAGUUCAGCUCUCGCAGCUUUCCCAUACGAUUCCGGACGAAAGCUGCUUCGACCAACGACUUUUUUGUGGCUCCGCUGGAUGGAAUGGAUACAGACGCAGAUGAGGUGCAUGUUCCAGUCCCCAGAGCGAGGCCGUACAAGGGCCUUAAAGAUAUCGGUCCAGCAGGUGCCGAUACUGUACCAAUGGCCCGGGAGGGAAGCAUUGGUCUUGGACCUAAGCGGAGUCUGACUGGUGCCCGCCGACCUUCCCCUGCAGUCAUCGGCGUUGAGAAACACGAUCCGCCUGCUGACGAGAACGAGCCUCCCGAGGGCGCCGAGACGAUACACCAGUUGACAGAGAAAUUGGAUCAGAUCAGGCGGGAGACGGAGGAGGCUGAUAAGCAGGCUAAAGAGGAGGAAGAGGAGGAAUUGCGCUUGAAAGAUGAAUUGAACAAGCAGCGAGAUGAGCUGAAGGCCGAGGUGACGGAGAACGACAAGAACAGUCGCAAUCUCAAGAAAGAGGUGAAUACGCUCGAACGCCAAAAUACUGUCGCGCAAAACGAACGCACGAAGCAGGACCGUUUAUUACAGCAGAAGAAGCAGGAACGACAAAAGUUGAAGGACGACAUGAAGCGUUGGGAGCAAGAGGCGGAAGCGAUGCGCCAGGAGCUGGACAACAUCAAGCGGAAGAAGGAAGCCAAGUUCAGAGACGCUGAGAAGGAGAAGGAGACACUGCGCGCUAGGCAAGCAGAGGAGGCUGCAGCCCUCAAAGCUUUGGAUGAGGAGGUGAAGGAGAAGAGUACCGAGAAGCAGAAGCUGGAGCGUGCGGUUAGGAACUCAUCUCCUUCGGAAACGUUCGAGUCCGAGCCCAAUAUGGUACAGCAGCUACAACAAGAGGCCGAGGAAACGAGACUGUGGGAGCUGCAACACAGCCAGAUGCAAAGCCAUUACGCAGCAGCCUAUCAGAAACUGGAGCAAGCUAAGCGGUUUCAUAGCGAGCAGCGAGCAUAUCUUGACCAGCUGCGUGCACGGAGACGACAAGAAGAAGAAGCCGCUCAGUAUGCGUCACCACCAGCAACUCAGGACCGUCUACCGCAUAGAGGUGACAGUCAGCGGUCACGCAGAGCACAAAGUGGGCACAGUUCUUCGGACAGUCCUCGUCUGGCCGGAUUCCCGAUCACAUCUGCGCCCUUCGCCUCCGGCAUGACCACCACAAUGUCACCCUUUAGUUCCGCGCCAUUCUUGAACUUCACCAACGGCAUGACUGUACCAGGACCUACGGAUGGACUAGGGAUGUCAGACGAGGACAGGGAAAGAAUCACAGGUGGCGCUCCAAUGAGUCCUGGGGCUGGCGUUGAAUAUCUCCCGGCUGAUUUGUUUGGCGAUGGAGAUAAUAAGUUGUCGUCAGACUUCAUUCAGCCCUUACCUGGGCUAGGAGCUUUACCUGGUCUAGGAGGAAUGCCAAACUCGAUGCAUCAAGUACUACCAGACCCAGGACCUGCAUCUCCGACUAGCGGCCCCAGUAGUCGAUCGCCAAGCGUAUUUGCCAGCCCACAAGCAAGUCAGCAGAACUUGCAUAUAGGCUCGCCGGAGAACGUCCUAGACUCGGACCGACGAUCCAUAGGAUCUAAUCGUUCGACGCGAGCGGCCAGUGGCAGUGGGGCAGGCAGUCGAUUCAGUGCCAUGUUCGGGAUCAAGCAACGAGCAAAGACGAACCCCGCGGAUGAGCCACCAGCGCUGGGGAAAGCACAAAGCCAUUCCAUGCCACGGACCGACCAAGGCAUCCCGGGUAUUGACUCCAACACCAGGAAGAGGAACAGCAGCAUCUCGGGCAGUGCCUUCGCUUUGGGAGGCGAGAGCAGCUUUGACAACCCUGCCCCUCCCCCACCUUCCAUGAGGAGUCGAGCGAUUGGUCUCUUCUCACGUCACGACAAGAGCGACGGCUGGCCGAGCAGCUUCAUCCGAAGGCCGGCAUCUCCAAGACCUGGCUCGACUCAUUCCAACGAGUUGCCUAGGCCGUCUUUUGACAGCAGUCGCUGGGGCGUUGGUGUCGAUGGCUGGCCCUCUAAUGACGCCGCCGCUGGCGCUAGAAGCAGCCCCUUGGCGUUCGGAUCGACGACAAGCUGGAAUGCGCCGUCUUCGCAACAGUCUCGUCUUUUCGGCUCUCGCCAUCCAUCUCGCCGACCUUCUGCCCAGUACGGUGCCAGCGGUCCUCCUGAAGACAUCUUGGAAGGUUCAGAUUCGGAUGGCUAUGACUCAGAUCGGGCUCAGCAGCUAGGUGCAAUUGGCACAAGACCACCUCCUGGUUCGAAGAAGGCAGAGAAUGCUCCUGCAGUAGAAGUGCUACCCAAGUUGAACCCAAACGCCAAGAGCUUCACCGGCUGGUUCGGUAGCAAGAAGGGCAAAUCGAAGGAAACUGCCUCAGGCAGCGGAACACCGAAUCUCGACAAAGGUGAUUGGGACGAGUCACCACCGAACAGCCGCAAAUCGAAGGACACUCGCGACACACGCUCCAUAACCACCGCUGAAUCCUCCAUUGCCGAGUCCUCUCGCAACUCCACCGAUCUGGCUCGAACACCUUCCUACACCACAUCCGACGCAGCUCCCUCUCCACUCUUAGCAGGCAGCUCAGCAGGAAAGGAAUCCUUCAUGCAGAAACUCAGCCGCAAGUCAAGCAGUAGCAAAUUCACCCUUCCCACCUUCAAGCGCGAGAAGAGCAAGCUCGACACCGGCCUCGGCACUCCCACCUCAGCACCCACCGAGGAGGAAGACGCCGAUCUCAGCGCGAGCGUCAGCAGUCUGCAGCAGCCACGAGAGAGCAAGGAAGGCAAUAGGGGUAGUGGGAGGAAUUGGGGGAAUGUCCUGAAGCGUGGAAGUACCAAGAAGAAGGGGAAUGAGACGCCGAGUCUUAGCGGGAUGAGUAUGACUACGAGUGGGACUGAGGAUAAUGAUGAGGAGUAG